This is a messenger RNA of Malus domestica (apple), 633 nucleotides long. RefSeq lists its product as uncharacterized. NCBI's taxonomy places the organism in Eukaryota, Viridiplantae, Streptophyta, Magnoliopsida, Rosales, Rosaceae. The record is from RefSeq and is a predicted model, not a curated record.
AUGUGCUAUGACAAGCCACGACGUCGUUCACUAGCAACCUUCUCCCUCCUCAUCUUCUCCUUCCGCACUGUCGUCGAAAAUGGGACCUACCUCCUCACCUCCUUCAUCGACCGCGGUCCUUCUCUCAAAUCCCUCAUCUCCUGCCUCAACCUUGCUGGCGCCGGCAAUACCAACCACCGCUCUCCCAGAUCUCCAGCCAAGUCCCCUUCUUCGAUCUCUCUCCGUCGCCGACACCGCCCAUUUCUUCACCUCACUCGCAUUGGAACCUUAGAUGACGAUUUCUUCUCUAGCGAUGACGAUGACACUCGCUCCCUCUUCAGCCCUAAUCAGAUCGCCUCAAUCCUCAUUUUCUCCUCCUCCUCUCACUCCAUCUCCAAAUUAGGGUUUAAUGGAACUUACGGGACUAGGGUUUCUGAAAUUGUGCGCUCCAGCCUCAUGUUCAAGGCUGAGAGAUUCACCAUUUCUGAUGACAGAGCUAGAGGCAGAGAUGGCGAUGGAGAAAGCAAUGAAGGGGAGGAGAAAGGCAGCGAUGAAGAAAUGGACAAUCGGGCCGUCGAUUUGCAAUUCUUGAUCAACAGAUUGGAGUUGGGUCGCCGGGACGUGGCGACGUUGUUCUUCCUCUUGAAAGUGUGA